Messenger RNA from Capsaspora owczarzaki ATCC 30864, 3288 nucleotides. RefSeq names its product heavy metal translocating P-type ATPase. Gene Ontology annotation, biological process: monoatomic cation transport; copper ion homeostasis. The transcript is spliced from 2 exons. The record is from RefSeq and is a predicted model, not a curated record. Gene Ontology annotation, cellular component: membrane. Gene Ontology annotation, molecular function: ATP binding; ATP hydrolysis activity; P-type divalent copper transporter activity. The coding region runs from base 1 to 3288 and encodes 1095 amino acids. NCBI's taxonomy places the organism in Eukaryota, Filasterea, Ministeriida, Capsasporidae.
AUGUCCUCAAGCGUCGCCAUCAAGCCACAGGGAUGCGAGUGCACUGCCAAGUCUGCGAAUCCGGCCGCGUUCGCCCCGGAACGCUCCGACUCGCAGCAGAAACCAGCCUCAUCAUCAUCUGCAGCGACAACCACUACAAUGACAAGUGCACCGUCGUCGACGGACAAGACCUCCUCCCACGAAACUUUAUGCCGUUGCUCGCGCAUUGUCUCGCGGUCACCAACCCUAAUCCAGUCAUUGGUCGACUUUUGCGUCUGCGGACUUGCAGGAUGCUCGUGCUCCAACCACGACCACCUCACUGACAAUGACAAGGAGGCCGUGCAUCAUGUUCGCAGCAAGCUUCUGCCAUGGGAACCAACGCUCCACUUGCUCAUGGACAAUAUCGCAAACGAUGCCAAGCACAUUGCCAAAGUUUUGCUGCUCCAAGAUCCUCAAGGCAGCAGUGGUGGUGACCAGCCCCACAACAACAACAGCAACAAUAACAACACCAAAGGACUGGCAGAAUCCGCCGAUCGCCCUGCAGCCACCCACCUCGAAGACGACCGCUCCAAAACCAACGCUUCCAAACCCGAAAACAACAUUCAAGGCGUUCGAAUCAUCAACAACAGAAUCGAAAUCGCCACCAGGGCUAGCGCCGACGACCAAGAUGCUGCAGGCACCCUCGCACAGCUGCUUGCACUGCUCCAGCAGAACGGCAUUCAAGCUCGCCCCGCCACCGACAACGCGCCACCCGUUCUUCGUGGGCAGCGCCAAUCGAGCCUGGCCCGGUUCCUACCGGCGCGCCUCGCCAGUGCUCGAAACCUUUUCCGAAGCGCCAGUCGCAUCAACCCCUUUGCAAGCCGGCAACGAGCAGCCUCUACUUCCACCGUCAACAUUGAGCUCGUCCACGUCCCGGACACUGUCCCUCAGCUCAGCACUGCUUCAAAAUCACCCACGGGGACCCCCGCACGACGUGUCGCCCUGUCUGUUGAUGGCAUGACGUGCGCCUCCUGCGUCAACUCGAUCGAGUCGGCCAUUCAAGUUCUUCCGGGCGUGCUGCACGUCACUGUUUCGCUUUUGGCGGGCCGUUGCGAUGUCGACUUUGAUCCGUCGAAAGAGGCCGCCGUGUCGGAAGAAUCGAUUUGCGCAGCCAUCAACGACAUGGGCUUUGACGCAUCCAUCCUGCCGCCACCGCGCGAGUCUGGCAAGGCGGUGCUGGAGGUGACUGGCAUGACAUGCGCCUCGUGCGUUGCCUCCAUUGAGCAAUCGAUCGGACGGCUGCCCGGCGUUGAAUCCAUUGCCAUCAACCUGCUCGGCGCGACCGCACACGUGAGUUUUGCGCCAGAGACAACCAACCUGCGCACCAUCAUCGAGGCCAUCGAUGACAUGGGCUUUGGUGCCAGCCUGCGCAAGGGCACGAGCGCUUCGGCUGAAGCCAAGCACCGCCGCGAGCUCGAAAUUGUGUCCUUGCGCCGACAGUUUCUCUUCUCGCUCGCCCUGACCAUUCCCAUCUUUUUGAUCGGCAUGCUGUUUGAGCUCAUCGGUGGCGCUGUCUGGGAGCCGUUCGAAACCAAAGUCGUGCGAGGCGUCACAGUCCAACUCGUCAUUCUUCUCGUUCUGACCACCAUCGUCCAGUUUGGCGUGGGCAAGCGGUUUUACUUUGGCGCAUUCAAUGCGCUCAAGCACCGAACGGCCAACAUGGACGUGCUCGUUGCCAUUGGCAUCACGGCAGCGUACGCCGUGUCCGUUCUGGUCAUUAUUCUGCGGCUGGUCGAUCCGAUGGUCGAAACGAUGCAAUACUUUGAAACGUCUGCCAUGCUGAUUACUUUUAUUGUCAUGGGCAAGUACCUCGAAGCACGCGCCAAGGGCAAGACCAGCGAGGCGCUCACAAAGCUGUUUGAACUGCAGCCGUCCACGGCCGUUCUCCUCGAGCUCGAGCCGUCAACCACCAAGGUCGAUGAGAAUUCUGCUGCUGAUAGCCCCGCCCCGGCGGCGCGUGUCUACACGGAAAAGCACAUCCCGAUCGAGCUGGUCAACGCGGGAGAUUUGCUCAAAGUCCUCCCCGGUGCCAAGAUGCCGGUUGACGGCGUUGUCGUUUGGGGCACGGCCAGCGUGGAUGAGAGCAUGAUUACCGGCGAAUCCUUGCCAGUGACAAAGAGCGUCGACAGUCCCGUCACUGGAGGCACGGUCAACUUGAACGCCGUGAUGGUCGGAACGGGUGUCGGCGCCAGCAACGGCGUUCUGAUCAAGGGCGGCGAGGCGCUGGAGAAGGCGCACAAGACCUCUGCCAUCAUUUUUGACAAGACAGGCACGCUCACGCACGGCAAGCCGGCUGUGACGCACCUCCGGUUCCUUGGCGCAUCCUCAUCGUUGUCGUCGGAGGCCCAGUUUGAGGACUGGCUCGUCUGCGCCGAGAGCGGCAGCGAGCAUCCGCUCGGCCGUGCUAUCGUGCAGCACCUGCAAGCCAAGAAUCCCGCUGCAGCCAGCAUCGACGCUUCUCGGAUUGGCGGCUUCCGUGCCGUUUCAGGCAGAGGGCUCGAGUGCGUGGUGGACGGGUCGCGUCACAUUGUUGUUGGCAACCGCGCCUGGAUGACGGAAAACAACGUCGCAAUCUCUGAGGCGGUUGAGUCUGACAUGGUGGCGUUGGAAGGGCAAGGCCACACGGUCAUGCUCGCCGCGGCUGGUGCCACAACUUCAGCGGCCACGCCAACCUUUGAGCUGCUCGGCUUUGUGGCGGUUGCCGAUACCAUCAAGCCAGAGACGCGCAGCGUCGUGGAAAUGCUGCGUCGCCAAAAGAUUGAGGUGUGGAUGGUCACAGGCGACAACGAGCGCACUGCACGCGCCAUUGCACAGCAGGCCGGAAUCACCAACAUUUUUGCGCAAGUGCUGCCCGCGGACAAGGCUGAGAAGGUCAAGGAGCUGCGCGCCCAAGGCCACACAGUGGCCAUGGUCGGCGAUGGCAUCAACGACUCGCCUGCCCUGGCGGAGGCUGAUGUGGGGCUGGCCGUCGGCGCCGGCACGGACGUUGCGAUCGAGGCCGCCGACAUGGUCCUGCUCAAGAGCGACCUGCGCGAUGUGAUUGUGGCGUUCGACAUUAGCCGCAAGACCUUCCGUCGCAUCCAGCUCAACUUUGUCUGGGCGUACGGCUACAACAUCAUUGCCAUCCCGCUUGCCAUGGAGAUUUUGUACCCCUUCACUGGCUGGGUCUUUCCCGCCUGGCUCGCGGGCCUUGCCAUGGCCAUGUCCUCUGUCUCUGUCGUCAUGUCUUCGCUGGCCCUCCGUUGGUACCGCAAGCCGCGGAUGGACUGA